GAGGCCAAGAAAAGUUAGGGCCUCGAGUUGAUAGUCAAGAUCCCCCUCGGUUAAACAAACGAACGAGUACUUGAGCUCAGUAAAUAUUACUAAGAAGAGGAGAUUUUGGAAUCAUUGGUUUGUUGCCAUUUAUAUGUCAGAUCAACUGUUCUUUGGCAAUGUUUUCCAGCCCCAGUACGUCCACACCCUUCUCGGUUAAGGAUAUAUUAAACCUGGAGCAGCACACUAGUGCUGAAGAUCUGGUCUCACUGGACAUCUCUCCACGGAUGGACUGUGCCUUACCGACCUCCUCCUGCAUGCUGGGCCGCCUGAAACAGGAGCCGCUUCGGGAGAUGUCGUCUGGAGGCUCGCUGUUUGGAGAGGAGCUCCAUGAGGCUAAAGACAACAGAAAUACUGCCCUCAACUUCGCCGCUGCCUUCUAUGGGAAAUCUUUCUUAGAAAUGGACAUUAAGGAUGGCAAGACGGACAGAUUUGAGGGGAAAUACAGAAAAGACAUGUCCUACAUCUCUCAGAGCGAGCCGGUGGUGGACCUGAAGUCAGAGGACCCGGAUCUGCCCACCAAACCCCGGAAGCGCAGGAAGCCGCGCGUGCUGUUCUCACAGGCGCAAGUGUAUGAGCUGGAGCGUCGCUUUAAGCAGCAGAAAUACCUGUCGGCUCCGGAGAGAGAUCACCUGGCCGGAGUGCUCAAACUGACCCCCACACAGGUCAAGAUCUGGUUCCAGAACCGCCGCUACAAGUGCAAGAGACAGCGACAGGACCAGAGCCUGGAGAUGGUCGGUAUCCCGCCGCCGAGACGCAUCUCAGUCCCAGUACUGGUCCGAGAUGGGAAGCCCUGCCUUGGAGACUCGACGACCUAUACUAGUUCAUAUAAUGUGGGCCUUAACCAUUUCACUUAUAACAGUUACCCAGCGUUCAGUAAUUAUCCCAGUCCUGGCUGUAAUAUGACCCAUGCGUGUGACUAUCCCACCACUGCGGUGCAGUCUAUCCAGCCCUCACAAAACAACGGGAAUUACAUCAACUUCGGCAUUGGGGAGUUAAAUAACGUUCAAAACACGUUUCCGUCCGGCAAUGGAGUGUCUUCUUUACAUGGAAUCAGAGCGUGGUGAACGAAGGGUCGAAAUAUAACAUUAUCGUCAGACAAAUUGUUUUAAAUUGCAUGCGCUUUUACAAUGGAUGCAUAGGCUUACUUGAGUGUUAUGUCGAUAUAUUCCAUGUACUGUACUUCGACUGGCAAACUCUUGAUGGAUGCUUAAACUAAAUACAUUUUAUUUUCAUUGGGUUACUAGUUUCUGAGAUGGAAUAGGGAGUUAAUUGGGAAGUUGUAUAUGAGAUGUAGGUAUCUACUUCAGUGGGGAGGGAAAAUAUGUAUACAAUUUGUCAGUGGACAUCUUACCCUCACUAUCACCGUUUUCUUUGAGGUCACAAAUGUACUAUAAGGCAUGUUUGUAGGUACUUAAUACACGUAUUAUAUGUAAAUAAAGCUUUUCUUUAUGUAAAUUAGAAUUUUUCUGCAUGAAUUUGAUAGGCUAUUUCACGGGGCGGACUACAGGACAUAUUCUGAGGCAGAGGUGGGAAAAGUACCCAAAUGGCAUACUGUAGUAAAAGUAAAGAUACCUUCAUAGAAAAAGUGAAAGUCACCCAGUUAAAUACUAUUUGAGUAAAAUCCUAAAGGUUUUAAAGAUGCUUAAGUAUCAAAAGUAAAUUAAUUACUAAAAUGUACUUUUUACUUUUGAGACUUAAGUAUAAAUCAUUUCAAAUUCCUUAUAUUAAGCUAAGCAGACGGACACGUUUUCUAGUUGUUUUAUUUUAUUUACAGAUAGCCAGGGGGGACACUCCAACACUCGGACAUCAUUUACAAACAAAGCAUGUGAUUAGUGAGUCCACCAGAGCAGAGACAGCAGUGAUGACCAGGGAUAUUCUCUUGAUAAGUGUGUGAAUUAGACCAUUUUCCUGUCCUGCUAAGAAUUCAAAAUGUAACGAGUACUUUUGGAAAAAUGUAUGGAGUAAAAAUUACAUACUUUUCUUUAGGAAUGUAGUGAAGUAAAAGUUGUUAAAAAUAUAAAUAGUAAAGUAAAGAUACCUCAAAAAACGACUUAAGUAUUACUUCAAAACUAUUUUUACUUAAGUACAUUAAACCAUUGUCCUGAAGGACAUUUUUUAAAUGAAUAAAUAUGAACAAACAACUAGAACGGGAUACAAUUAUAUCACCUGAUUAUUUCUAAUCAUCUUCAAUUAUUUAGAAAUGAUUUCUAAAUAUGAAAUGUAACUUAUCUACCAAUUAUAAUUUUAGGCCUAGUGCUUUCAUAGAACUAUAGCCUAUCACUACGAAUUCUAUCAACCAUUAAUUAUUUAAAAGGCUAAAUGUAUUAUUUUAUUUCUAAUAUUCAUUACUAUUACGCUUAAUAAAACAUGGAUUCGCCUACUUGUAUUGUAUUAUUAAUCCUAUAUAAUAAUAGCCUACAUUAAAAUCGUUACAAUACGCCUAGACGACAACAAUUGUCAAAUCGAUAAGGAAAUAAUGUUCAAGAUCACACAAUCUAAAGCAUUUAAAUCAUUUUUAACUUUACAACCAUUAAAUCUCCAGUGUUUUUUCUUCCGUUUCACGACUCACUAGCCUACAAAUUGAAUAAACACCAGGCCAGUCCUAGCACAUAAAGAUACCAUAUGUCAGUGUGUUUUAAUAUUAAGAAAAUCGUCCAUCACGGUAGCCUAUAGUAAUUGCCAUUGUCUAUAGCCAGCACACAUUACCAGUAAUCCAUGUCAAACAAUCUCACCCGCUACCGGUAAAGCGGUUCACGUAUGUUUAACGUCAGGUUAAACCAUUCAAGUGGCUAUUAGAGACCUUCAAUCUACUAUAACCGGAAACUAAAGUUGUUUUUUUAACACAACGACUUACCGGCCUCUCCAUAAAAUAUGUUUGGAGCAUGUCACGCAAUUUUGACUAAAUAAGACAAAUAUGUGGAGGGCUUUAGACGUUUCUUGUAUAUAGGCUAAGUCUAUAGGUCCGGACUACAAGGUCACGCCCAGUUAGACCUUCUUCUACAGGUGCAUGUCAGUCCCCAUUAGGCGAGGUCGUGAGAUAGCAUCACUGACAUAAUUUAAAUAUUUACAGAAAGGUCUGUGACCGUUCAGAAGGGUUGUGUUUAAAGUCCAUCAGACGUGUCGUCAGUAGAAACAGUUCAGUGUUUGGGGAAAUGCGUUCAUCAUCCUCAUCAUUAAUCAGACAGUUACCGCUGAUCCACAGUCAAAUUCUGAAAUCGCCCACAGGCCCCCAGAAAUACACUGACACAUGUAUUUUGAAACGGCACCGAAUAACCUACAAAACCAUCACUGCACACGCAGGCCCUAAAUUAAAACAGCAUUGUUUAAUGUGCCUGUAGAGUGGACAAGUAAUAGCCAUAAUAUUUGUUGAUACCUAUCAUUAAUAUGAUAAUUACAUGUUAGUAAUUUAACAGACACUUAUCCAGUGUCUUACAAAAUAUGCUGAUGAAAGGGAUUUAUAUACAGAGCCUUCAGAAAGUAUUCAUACCCCUUGACCUAUUCCAUAUGUUGGCCUUUCAGCCUGAAUUCAAAAUGGAUUCAAUAUAUUCUCACUCAUCUACACACAAUAUCCCAUAAUGAUAAAGUGAAAACAUGUUUUUUUUUUUUUUUAAAUGUUAGCAAAUGUAUUUACAAUGAAAUAAAGAAAUAUAACAUUGACUUAAUUAUUCAUACACCUGAACAUGGUUUUCCCUCUAUUAUUUUGCCUGUGCUUAGCUCCAUUCCGUAA
Oncorhynchus nerka (sockeye salmon) is the source of this 3769-nucleotide messenger RNA. RefSeq names its product homeobox protein Nkx-2.5-like. The coding region runs from base 159 to 1106 and encodes 315 amino acids. Lineage: Eukaryota; Metazoa; Chordata; Actinopteri; Salmoniformes; Salmonidae. Gene Ontology annotation, cellular component: nucleus. The transcript is spliced from 2 exons. Gene Ontology annotation, molecular function: DNA-binding transcription factor activity, RNA polymerase II-specific; RNA polymerase II cis-regulatory region sequence-specific DNA binding. Gene Ontology annotation, biological process: cell differentiation; regulation of transcription by RNA polymerase II. The record is from RefSeq and is a predicted model, not a curated record.